Vicugna pacos (alpaca) is the source of this 8011-nucleotide messenger RNA. The record is from RefSeq and is a predicted model, not a curated record. NCBI's taxonomy places the organism in Eukaryota, Metazoa, Chordata, Mammalia, Artiodactyla, Camelidae.
CGCGCGCCUCGGCCUCCCUCACCUGUGGGCCCUGCAGACGCCGCAGCAGCGCGUCCUCGCCUUCCUCAAGACCAGCUCCUCCAGGCACCGCUCCACGGCCCGCUUGUCCUUCUCCAGCGUCAGGCGGUUCCGCUGCCGGAGCCGUCUCCCCUCCGCCGCGACUGCCACCCAAGCGGCCGCUACCCGAGGCAGUGCCGGCGGUUUCCGCUGGGAUGAAAGAGCAGGCUUUCGGGCCGGCCCGGCCGGCCCCACUCCUGCUCUCGGGUCCGGUCUCAUUCCGCUUCUCCGUUUCAGCAGCAUCCUCAGGUUGGAGAAGGAACGCAGGCGCUCACGUGGAACAUCACUGCGCCUGCGCCGGGGCCCUGGCUUUCCGCUGUGGACGAAGCCGCGGGGUCGGGGGGAGCGGAAGGCGCCUGCGCAGUCCUUGAGCACGUGACCAGCACUCGCUUCCCUGCGUAACGCCCACUCCCCUCACGAGCCCCUCCCCGUGUGGGAGUUCCUCCGGCGGGACCAGUCUUCCAGGUGGAGGGGGAAGCGGCGUGACUGGAGUGGAAAAUUUUUCCUAGCACAACUUCGCAGCUGUAACUGAUUGAACGGAGCACGAUAAAGCCAGGGUAUAAACUGAGACGACAGGAUGAAACUUCUACUCUUCUUCCUGACCCCUUAACCACUCGACUUACACGAGCCCCAGUUGCCUUCUCCACCCCUGCGUCUUGGUACGGCCCUUGGAGUACGGAGCCUGCAGAGGGUCCCACGCUGGAAGACAGAUAGGAGGGUAAGUAGGGAAGUGGGCCAAUCGGGGCGCGGGUCACGGCGCAGGCGCGUUGGGGAGGGAGGGCUAUGCUAAUGUUGUUGAUAUCCUGGGGCCACCCGAGUUAAAGGGGGGAAAUCCGGGGGCUGCCGCAGCCGCCACCGGUCUGGGCCCAGCUGGGGCCCCCGUGUAGUCGCCGUAGUCCCAGGGAGAGGCGCCUGCCCCCAGCUCGGGGAGGGGGCGCCGCGAGCCCGGGGAGCACGGACAGCCCCUACCCAUGAGGCCCUGAUGGAAAACACAAAGGAUCUGAGUCGGAAGAGACAUUAGAGGUCACCCAAAGCGGCCGUCCCCUCUGCAGCCUCUCUGACAAGUGCUCUCGUGGAAGUUGCAGCCCCCUUGGGGUUUUGGUCUGAUGCAGGAGUUUACAGUUAAGCUCCUCACAGUAAAUAAAUGACUGAAAAUUCUUCACGAUCCAAAAGGAAAAGAAGAGACUCAUUCGGGAUGUUUGACGGUUAUGAUAGCUGCAGUGAGGACACAAGUAGCAGCUCCAGCUCUGAGGAGAGUGAAGAAGAAGUUGCUCCUUUACCUUCCAAUCUCCCAAUUAUCAAAAACAAUGGCCAAGUCUACACGUACCCAGAUGGUAAAUCUGGCAUGGCUACCUGUGAAAUGUGUGGGAUGGUUGGUGUACGAGAUGCUUUUUACUCUAAAACAAAGCGUUUCUGCAGUGUUUCAUGUUCAAGAAGUUAUUCGUCAAACUCCAAGAAGGCAAGCAUUUUGGCCAGACUUCAGGUAACGGGUAAGCCUCCAACAAAGAAAGCAAAAGUUCUUCAGAAACAACCUUUAGUUGCUAAACUAGCUGCAUAUGCUCAGUAUCAAGCUACCUUGCAAAACCAAGCAAAGACUAAAGCAGCAGCAGUCUCCAUGGAAGGUUUCAGCUGGGGUAACUACAUCAAUAGCAAUAGCUUUAUAGCAGCUCCAGUUACCUGCUUUAAACAUGCACCUAUGGGGACCUGCUGGGGUGAUAUCUCAGAAAAUGUGAGAGUAGAAGUUCCCAAUACAGACUGCAGCCUACCUACCAAAGUCUUCUGGAUUGCUGGGAUUGUAAAACUAGCAGGUUACAAUGCCCUUUUAAGAUAUGAAGGAUUUGAAAAUGACUCUGGUCUGGACUUCUGGUGCAAUAUAUGUGGUUCUGAUAUCCAUCCAGUUGGUUGGUGUGCAGCCAGUGGAAAACCUCUUGUCCCUCCUAGAACUAUUCAGCAUAAGUAUACAAACUGGAAAGCUUUUCUAGUGAAACGACUUACUGGUGCCAAAACACUUCCUCCUGAUUUCUCACAAAAGGUUUCAGAGAGCAUGCAGUAUCCUUUCAAACCUUGCAUGAGAGUAGAAGUGGUUGACAAGAGGCAUUUGUGUCGAACACGAGUGGCGGUGGUGGAAAGUGUAAUUGGAGGAAGACUAAGACUAGUGUAUGAAGAGAGUGAAGAUAGAACAGAUGACUUUUGGUGCCAUAUGCACAGCCCGUUAAUCCAUCAUAUCGGCUGGUCUCGAAGCAUAGGCCAUCGAUUCAAAAGAUCUGAUAUUACAAAGAAACAGGAUGGACAUUUUGAUACACCACCACAUUUAUUUGCUAAGGUGAAAGAAGUAGACCAGAGUGGGGAAUGGUUCAAAGAAGGAAUGAAAUUGGAAGCUAUAGACCCAUUAAAUCUUUCCACAAUAUGUGUUGCAACCAUUAGAAAGGUGCUGGCUGAUGGAUUCCUGAUGAUUGGGAUCGAUGGCUCAGAAGCAGCAGAUGGAUCUGACUGGUUCUGUUAUCAUGCAACCUCCCCUUCUAUUUUCCCUGUUGGUUUCUGUGAAAUUAACAUGAUUGAACUUACUCCACCCAGAGGUUAUACAAAACUUCCUUUUAAAUGGUUUGACUACCUCAGGGAAACUGGCUCCAUUGCAGCACCAGUAAAACUAUUUAAUAAGGAUGUUCCAAAUCACGGAUUUCGUGUAGGAAUGAAGUUAGAAGCAGUAGAUCUCAUGGAGCCACGAUUAAUAUGUGUAGCCACAGUAACUCGAAUUAUUCAUCGUCUCUUGAGGAUACAUUUUGAUGGAUGGGAAGAAGAGUAUGAUCAGUGGGUAGACUGUGAGUCCCCUGACCUCUAUCCUGUAGGGUGGUGUCAGUUAACUGGAUAUCAACUACAGCCUCCAGCAUCACAGUCAUCAAGAGAAAGCCAAUCAGGUUCAUCAAAACAGAAGAAAAAGGCUAAGUCCCAGCAAUACAAAGGACAUAAGAAAAAGAGGAAGAUGCCAGUUGAGAAGAAGCCUGUCAGUUUGUCGAGCCUGCCCAUGACAGGUGAGGUGCGGAGGAGCUUCUCUGGUGACGAAGAGUUGACUCCUCCUCCAUAUCGAACCCUUCCAGCACAGACAGCCCCGGAGGCCUUCCCACCUCCCCGCACUAGCCGAGAGUUCAGUCCCAGCCUCAAAACAGGUAAUCAGUCACGUCAGCACCUCAGGUACUGCAAGGGGCUCAAAGUCUGGGUUAGGGUGGUGGGAGACAAAGCAUGGUCUGGCAUGACAGAUGCUGAUUCAUUCAAUUUUUCUUUUUCUUUCAACUAAAAAAUUCAUUUUCACUAGUCCUUGGUAGUAGUCACUUCACUAAGAUGAAUCAUCAGGGGUGGAUUUUUAUUUUGUUAUAAACCACUUCUGAGCUUCAAAUUCAAGUAAAGCUAUAAUUUCGGUUUAUGGAAUUAUGAGAUAAUUUGUACUAUUUCGUGGUUUCAUUAAAAUGGUUGAACAUUCUGCAUUGCAGAAUUCUGUGUGACUUGAGCUGGGGGAGAAACAGGCCAGGAGUGAUCAAUCUGAUUAAUCAGAUCCAAAAAUGAGGCUUUGUUCGUAGCAUUCCAUAGUGUCUCAUUCAUUAGAAAGGAUAUGUUUUGUGUUCCUGUGUAAUGUUGGUUCUGGUAGUAGCAUUUACCAUAGUCUUAGUUGAAUAACAUGGACUUGGAAAUACAAGUAACUGUAUAAUUUUGGUGUUGAAUUUGAGUGAAAUUUGUUUCUAUAAUUUUAUGUUUACGUAUGUUCAGUUAUUAAGUAAAUAAGUUAUAUUUAAUUUGAAUUGGUUAGACCAAGCUGAUAGAGGGAAAGGAAGAUUGCCCUUUGUAAUUGCUAAGAACAAACAUGUUGUCAUUGAAUAUCAGAAAAGCUUUCCUUGCGUAUGAUGAAUUUUAAGCGUAAGUACAGAUCAAACAGCUUCAAAGCCAUAUAUAUUCUGCCAUAUUCUAACUAUUGCUUUUAAACUAAGAUUUAAAAAAUCUAAUUAGCAUUCUUUAGAAUGUCUUUUGUAUGUUGUAAAUCCCAAUGGAACUUAGUUCCUAGCUGUUUUCCUCUCAUUCCUCUAUUUGCUAAUAUUUUUCCCCUGAAGUUGUCAUCAACCUUUUUUUCCCCCAUUUUAAGAUGUGUCCUUUAGCUUUUGCCUUCUUAACAGUGUAUUAAGUGAUCUUGAUCCUUCCCAGUCUAUUUCUCUGAAGAUCACUCUCAUAUCUUUAUAUCUAAAGAAAAUAACUACCUCUUUUGUAUAAGAAAUACAUUAGGACUGCAAAUCCAAGUUUAUCUGCCCUGCGAUGGAGAUAACCUUCAAAGUGUAUCUAAAUAGCAUUUCAGCUUCUUCUCUUGUUUGCCUUUUUAACUUUUUCUUUUUGUAGUUGAUAUUAUGAAAGUUCUCUGUAACCUAAGUAAGUAUAAAUAUUGUGAGCUCUGAAUAUACUUGAAUUUUUUUUAAUUGUAGUUGUAUUUUUUUUAAGCAUUAGACUGAUUUUGAAGGCGUGUGUCAUGUUUUGAGAGAGAAUUUGACUUUUAGGAUUGGCAAAACCCAGGAACUUAAGAGUAGACGAACAGGGUGGAAACUACAAGGCCUCCUAAGUGACUUCCUUUUCCACUCGUGUCUGUUGUGUGUGUUUUCUGAGCAGGGGACACAACUUGUGGGACUUGGUGUGAUUUUACUCUGGCAAAUCUAUGCAGGGACUGCGUUGCUGUCUUAACUAUGUAAAAGUUACAGUUUGAUUAGCUUUUGAGAGAGUUUACUAUUUAUGGACUUCUAACUAGGAAAAUGUGAUUUCUGUCAACUUAUCUCCUGAAAUAUUAGUGAUUAGAAUCAGCAAAGUGACUUCCUUUUAAAAACAGAGCCAAGAAAAUGCAUUUAUAUAGAAAGUAACAUGCAGCCACAGGACCUAUUUAAUUUUAUCCAUCGUUCAUUAAGAAUAAGGCCUGUAAAGGAGAAAUGAUUAGUGUGAAGAUACCAGACAGGCUUUAUCUUAGGUUCCAUGAAAGCAAUGAAACUUUGCAUUAAAACAUUCCACAUCUGAGUGAGUGUUUCACCUUUCUCUUGAGUUACUUUUUUUUAAGCACAUUGUUUCCAUAUUUCAACAUGAGUAGAAGCAUAAUUCAGAAAUUUGUUGUUCAUAGUAAAUACAAAUAGUUUCAGGCUGUGCUAAUUUAGAAUCUCAACUUACUUUUCUUACAUUUAAAAACAAACAUCUGUUUGAGUGGAACAUGUUUGGUCUGGAAGCACAGUAAUUCUUUCCUCAUUCAUUUAGCCAUCUGAUCAUCAUACAACAGAUACUGUUUUAAUCAACCUUUUAUUGUGGGUACUGCACCUUUAAUGAAACUUGGAGUUUUUUCUGUUUCCAUGUGUGUAUUUUCACGGUAUUAUUCAAAUGUCUUUAACAAUUAAUGCAUGUUGGUUUGAUUUGAAGGAUAACCAUUAUAUGCUUGAUAUCCUCCAUAAAAGCUUUUUAUUAAGUAAUUUUUUAAAGAAAGCAAGCACAGUUAUGUUUGCUUUAUCUUUCAACAGUUUGGUGUUUGUUUUGCUAUUAUUAUAGGCUUAAUGUAUUCACUUUUCUGUGUUUGGGCUAUUAAUUUUUUUAACACCAUUACCAAAACAAGUACCAAAAUAAAAUGAAUUAGCAUAUCUCAAAAUUUUAUUCUUUAAAUUAUUAAAUAAGAUGUCAAAGGCCUUUUUUUAAAGAAAUUUUUAAUUGAGAUACUGGAGAUUGAACCCACGACCUUGUGCAUGCUAAGCAUGAGCUCUACCACUGAGCUAUACCCACUCCCAAGACCACUAUUUUUGAAACUAAUCUUUUGUAACUAAAAUCGAGAUGAAGUAUUUUUCUAUCACUAUUUGACUGUUAAAGUGUAGCCAUUUUAAUACUGUUCCACAUGGUGACACUGUCGAGUUAUUGCUCAUGAAAACUUAAUUGGCUUACUGCUCAUCUAAAUACUCUGAGUCUUAAUUCUUCUCAUAAACUGACAUUUUUUCUCAUAUGAGCAGUUCCCAAUUUACAUUCCAUAUAUAUCUUCUUCCUCUUGGUCCAAUUGUAAUGAAAAGAUCCAUAGUAAAGAAAAAUAAUUAUUUUCACCUUUCCUUUGGAACCAAUGCCUGCAGGAAGCAGACAAGUUGGUUGCUCAAUGAGUAACACAGCCAGUGUGAGUGAGAGUCACACAUCGUGAAGAGGGAGGUCUUAGCUACCCAGCCAGGGUGUGGCAGCCAGUCGGUUCCCACUAUAAUAGUCCUUCAAGAAUGCUAGUCUCUUGUUAACAAGUCUCCCUACUUUUCAGGGCUUUUUAUGAAAUCUCUUGUUGCAAAAUACUCAGUCAAGUUUAAAAGAACCACAGGGCCGAGGUGUGGGAGGGAAACGCAGAGUCUGUGACCUCUGAUUUAGUAGAUCUGUGUGCUUAAGAAAUUGAAGAAGAAGGUUAGCAUUACUCACCACAGGAUCCCAGUGAGUACGCGAGCAUAAAAGACCACUUGCUUUUGAGGGGAGGGGUAUAGCUCAAGUGGUAGAGCACAUACUUAGCACGCAAGAGGUCCUCCAAGCAGUGUUCAAUCCCCAGUGUCCUCCAAGCAGAAAUUAGUGAAUAAACCUAAUUACCUCCCCCUCAUCAAACAAUACAAAAGAGAUCACUUGAUCUUUAAAUUAUUUGAAACUUUACCAACUCGAUUUUGGUUAAACAAUAAUUUCUUAAGAAACCUAAACACAUUCUCUGAGAGUUGGCAGUUACUAAGACUAAUGUUUCAUACCUAGCUGAGAUCAUUUUCAUUUAGAAAGUAGGGAAGUAGUUCUUUUGAAGGGAGGAGUUUUAUAGGAAGUAGGGGGUGGGCUCCAGGGAAAGAACUUAUGGGCAAUCUGAAGUUACUAGCUAAUUGUGUUAAGGGACAGUAACUGAGAUUUAUAAAGAGAGGAAAAUCUCAGAAUUAAACAGCCUAAUUUUUUGUUAAGACCAGGGCUGGAACUAGCAAAGAAAGAAUUCCUUUCUUUUCUUGCUUGCCCAUGCAUUAGAAAAGAGCCCUCCUGUCACUACAAAUUCCAACUAGCAUGACUUCAGUGGAUACCAAGAAACCUAAACCCCGCUGAAAAUACUAGAAACUGAAAAACAGUUGUCUGUAAAAAUAAAGACUUACUGGAACGUGCCCUGAAUAAACUGAGGACUGCCUAUAUUGUCAUUUGUUUUCAUUUAAAAAGAAGUCAUCAGAUAAGAACUCAGACAGGCAGUACUACUGUUAUGUGAUCUUAUUGGUAAAGUUAGCCAUUUUAUACCAAUGAUUUUCACAUUGCUGAUGUCAAUCAAUUUUUAUUUUACCCCAAAUGAUUACUUAAGUUUUUCUUGAUUUUAAUUUUAAUAUAGGUGCUUAUCUAAUAUCAGAUUUAUUAUUUUUAUGAAUAUACAAAUUGUUUAUAUAUUUGCAUUGUAUUUAUAUUAUAAGUAAUAUAUUUAUGUUAUUUAUAAUACUAUUUUAAUAUCAGAUUUAUAUCUUUUUUUUCUGAAGAGUCUUUUAACAAAGGUACUCCUUGGAGAUAAUACAUUUAACACAUAUUUAUUAUGUUACUUAUCCUAGUUCAGAGCCAUCUAAGAAAUAAUGUCAUUGUAGACCUUGACAUAAAAGUGAAUACGUAAUCAGAAGAAAAAUUCUAAUUAUUCUAGUAAAAUUAGUGAUCACUAUUACCUUGAACAUUUCAUUGACGAGGCCCUUCAUUGACAAGGCCCAUUGUGCAGUGUUCAAUAUGCAGUAUUGUUCCUUUUCAGAACUUUGCUUAACUACUAAUCUACUUUGAAAAUUAGAGUUAAUUAAAUGCUCAUACUUCAGGGAGGGGGUAAUUUUAAAGAGUUAUUGAAGACAUGAAGAAACCUUAUUAACUGUAAAGCUGAUGGAACGUGAAGAUUAAAAGCAGUCAAUAUUCAUUCCAGAAAGGCUUAAUAGCAUCUUGUACAUUUAUCUCUUUC